Messenger RNA from Humulus lupulus (European hop), 884 nucleotides. RefSeq names its product trafficking protein particle complex II-specific subunit 120 homolog. Gene Ontology annotation, cellular component: trans-Golgi network. NCBI's taxonomy places the organism in Eukaryota, Viridiplantae, Streptophyta, Magnoliopsida, Rosales, Cannabaceae. The transcript is spliced from 2 exons. The record is from RefSeq and is a predicted model, not a curated record. Bases 444 to 884 code for a protein of 146 amino acids.
UGUUGGGUACUUUUUUUUGAGCUGACUAAGGGUUGCAGGGGUUUGGUGCAAUGACCCAUUAUGAUAUAAUCAAUGUUCAGCCUGACUAAUGUUUAUUAGCUUAAAUAUUUUUUUAAAGAUUUCACAUAUUUUCCUGUAUUUACUUUUAGGAAUAUUUAUUAUUAUCGUUGUUUGAGAUUAUUUUGUUAUUUAUCAUUUUAUGUAUUUUUAUUAUUUUAUUAUGUUUUUGCAGAAGAGAGCUGGCUAAGGAAGUUGUUGAACUUUUGACCACUGCUGCAGAUGGUGCUAAAUCUUUGAUUGAUGCUAGUGAUAGGCUGAUAUUAUAUGUUGAAUUAGCUCGAUUAUAUGGUACUCUUGGUUAUGAGCGUAAGGCGGCAUUCUUUUCAAGGCAGGUAGCUCAGUUAUAUUUGCAACAAGAAAAUAAGUUGGCUGCUAUUAGUGCUAUGAAUGUUUUGGCAUUGACAACAAAAGCAUAUCGUGUUCAGAGUACAGCAUCUGUUUCUAGAUCUUCUGUUGUAAAAGAGGCUGGAUCAGGUCAUGCUAAUAGCACAAAAAUGCUGCACCAGGCCGUAAUCUCUCUUUUUGAGUCUCAAUGGAGCACCCUGCAAAUGGUUGUACUGAGAGAGAUUCUGCUAUCUGCUGUCCGUGCUGGAGAUCCUCUUGCUGCCUGGAGUGCAGCUGCACGGCUGCUUAGGUCAUAUUAUCCUUUAAUUACACCUGUAGGGAAAAAUGGUCUUGCUAGUGCACUUUCAAAUUCAGCUGAUAGGCUGCCUUCUGGAACACGCUCUACUAAUCCUGCUCUACCUUUCAUUAAGGAGGCUAUUCUACUUUUACGAGCAAAUAACACGAUAUUUUUUAGUGAUGUAUGCGCACAGAAUGCAUAA